Messenger RNA from Stomoxys calcitrans (stable fly), 7913 nucleotides. RefSeq lists its product as uncharacterized. The record is from RefSeq and is a predicted model, not a curated record. The transcript is spliced from 4 exons. The coding region runs from base 1509 to 3320 and encodes 603 amino acids. Gene Ontology annotation, biological process: monocarboxylic acid transport; transmembrane transport. Gene Ontology annotation, molecular function: monocarboxylic acid transmembrane transporter activity. NCBI's taxonomy places the organism in Eukaryota, Metazoa, Arthropoda, Insecta, Diptera, Muscidae.
AAUAAUUUUCAGUAUUAUUUUACGCGUCGAAAGAGCCUAACAUCAACAGGUGGUUGAUGCCAAUAUUUCAAAAAAAAUCAAAAUUCAACGGUACGAAUUUAUAUAUUCCAACUAUCGUUGAAAAUAAAUCAAAGCAAAACUUCCUCCUCCAGCAACAAAGUGCUUAAACUAAAUGUCAAAUCAUCAAGUGUUUACAAUAAAACAAAGCUAGCGGAAAUAUACCCGCAACAACCAGUCAGUCAGUAGGCAUUACAUCCACACGGCGGCAAAUACCAGCUUUGCAGUCAGCUGUUUGAGACGGGUCUGACCAUAAGCCAUUGCACACACACACACACAUACGUAACUGCCCACUGAGUUUGAUUAUUUGUUGGCGUUAAUUGUUCUGUGAAAGAAUAUCUGAAAUACACUAAACUCAAUCUGGUAUUUGCACAUUCUCACUCAAUCAAUCCGGCAAUCUGCCAUUCAGUCAACCAGACCGCCAUUAUUCCCAUCAGAAGUUGUGCUGCUCACUCUCUUUUGUUUACUUUUUGGCCUUAUGGUUGGACUUUUUGUGUGUAUGCGAGUGUAGUCAAGUCAAAACAUCGGAAAGUCUGAACGCUGCCAUCGUAUGGAUCGCGUUGCAUCAGCUGGUUGUUUGCCUGGCUAGGUCUGGCGGUGUCUGCAGUCAUGGAAUCGUGACCAUCGCGCGCACAAGUAGAUCCCCAUACGUCAUAACGCACGCUUCGCUCCCAAACGAGUUCUAAAAUUCUAAAAUCAAAAUCAAUUGAACAACCAACUAAACAAACGCAAAAUAGUGUAAAAAUAAAAAGCAAAUAGAUACUAGUGUUGUAAAAUAUGUGCAAAAGAACAGCAGCUGUUGCUACCUGAAGACCGAUAACAAGAUUUGCGGUCAUUGGUAGUGCCUUCGGUCGGUCUCUAAUUAGUCGUUGAAACUCAAGAAACAGAUCUCAUUUGGACUUACGUGAGUGGCCAAGUAACCCCUGCUUUGGUAUAAUCCGAACCAUAAAAUUUGACUAUUAUGAUUUUGUCAAAGAUACGGGAUAAGUGAAAACAAAAUUUGUGACAUCAUCAGCAACGAUUGCUGUUUGAAUUGAAACGAAUUGUGUAAGAAACAUCGUUUGUUCAGGAGUCCCAAGGCCAGCUUUGUUAUCGUUACAAUCAGCCGCUCAACGGCAACGGAAGUAAAAUAGUGACACACGCCUCGACACCCGAUCACAAAACGUAAAGCCAACAAACAGACCACACGAUAUAUCAAUACAAAAUCACCACCCCCCACCCAAACCCCAAUCGCCCCUAAAACUAAACGAACAAUACAAAACAACAACAAAAAUGUGUAUACCAAGUGAAAUAGUGUGAUCGAUAGAAUAGAAAAGAAAAAACAAAGAACGAAAGUCGUGGAUUUUUACAAAGCAAAUCUAAUUUGAGUUCAAGUGCGUUCGGUCUUAAAUAAACACAACAACACAAAUAAGCAUACAAACGACGGCAACAACAGCAACACACAUCACAUAAUGAAGCCGCAAGCUACAACAAAGAAAGUGGCUCCCGAUGGUGGCUGGGGUUGGGUUGCCUGUUUCGGUGUCAGUUUGGUCAAUUUGGCCACACGAUCAAUAGAACCCUCAUUUGGUUUGCUGUUUGGAGAUUUAUUGCGUGACCUGGAUGUAGGCACCACCGGCGCAGCUGUGAUUAUUAGUACCUUGGAUGUAUGCAUGAACUUUUCAGGCCUCUUCGUAGGGCCUCUUCUCAAAGAGUUCUCCUAUCGUAAGGUGGCUAUCGCAGGUUCAAUAUUAUGUGCCUUAGGUUUGGCUUGCACAAGUCCGGCUAGCAGUAUGGCCCACAUUAUCAGCACUUAUGGAGUCAUCAACGGUAUUGGCGUGGGUCUGGCUACUUCGGCGGCCUUCGUAGCUCUCAACCACUAUUUCAAGUACAAAAGAGGUCAAGCGGUAGGUCUGUCAAUGGCUGGAACAGCCUUGGGCAUGUUGAUCAUGCCUCAGCUGGUGCGCGUUCUGCUUGAGGCUUUUGGAUUUAGAGGUGCCGUUUUGUUAUUGGCUGGUGUGGCAUUGAAUGCUACGGUGGGUUCAGUGCUGCUGCAACCGGCCAAAUGGCAUAUGAAAGAGGAAAAGGUAGACGAGGAAAUGAUGGUUAUUGCCCCCAUUCCAGAAUUCAAGGUCAUUCACGAGGAUGGAACUGAAGAAGACGCCUUGCCUGAAAUGAAUACCCUGCUGUUUAACAAACACAAUCAACAGCAAAAUUCAAUGCGCAAAAACUACUCGGAGAUGGCAAUGAACACCAUGAAUGGCUCUCGCCUGGGGCUACCCAAAAGGCCAACAUUUCCGCGUAUUAUGUCUUUGGCCGGAGUACAGACUGCCGAGAACAGCUAUAUGUCCAACCACGAUGUCAGUAUGGCUCUGCGGCAUCGGAAACAUUCGGUCACCUCCAAUCUGUCAUACAUGGACUUUACAGGUUCCAUACUACAAGUCCACAUGAAUGUGGGCGAUGAUGAAUUCGAGCAGAACGAUCGUGAACUGAAGAGGGUCAGUACGGCCACCGGCACCAUAAUGGGCGGGCACCGCGAUUCAUUUAUAAAAAUGAAACCUACCGAAGUGGAUAAGGCGGCUGCUGAUGCUGGCCCAGCUGAACAAGUCAAAAAACCUGGUUUCUGGGCCAGAUUUGCCGAUCUAAUGGAUGUUGAUUUACUGAAAGACAAAAUGUUCCUAAACAUACUGUUUGGCCUUUCAAUAUUCUAUGUGGCCGAGAUGAAUUUCAAAAUGGUUACACCCUUCUUCUUCGCCAACUUGGGCUACAACAAGAAAGAUGUGGCCUUUUGCCUGUCGAUAACCGCCAUUACAGAUAUUGCCGCCCGUAUUGUUCUACCGCCAAUCUUUGAUCGGACCAAUAUUAAGAAACGCACCGUCUUCCUGGUAUCCAUUAUAUUUGUAGCCAUAACAAGAUCAAUUAUGGCUGAACAGACGGAUUGGACACAACUCAUGAUAUGGCUGUCGAUAUGUGGUUUCUUCAGAGGCUCGGCACUCAGUAAUUUCACUCUGACAGUUUCUGAGUACUGUUCUUUGGAGAAACUACCUUCAGCUUUUGGCUGGCAUUUAGUGGGCAAAGCUCUAUUCGUCAUUUGUUUCGGUCCCCUGAUAGGGCUGAUCCGAGAUGUCACCAGCAGUUAUCCCAUUUGCAUCCAUGCCCAGAGUGUGUGUAUAUUCCUCUGCGGCAUUGCCUGGUCCAUAGAGUACUUAAUCGAAUACUCUCGCCGCAAAAAGAUCCAAAAUGCUGAAAUCGAUCCAGCAGCCACAGCUGCGGCCGACAAACAAUAGUACUGGGGGCAACCUAAUAGCAUGGGUCCUAUUAAGUUAACAGAUGUUCUUAGAUGUAACAUUAGGCCAAUUUAUAUUUUUAUAUGAACAAGAAAAAAACUCUAAAUAUGUCAACGACACUUCCAUAAUAGCCUAGCAACAAAGGCGACUGUAAUAAUUACACCUAUUGCCCUUCAAGCUGAUGUGAGCCAAUAAUCCGACAUUGAAUAUUUGGCACACUUAAAUCAUCCCAAGUUUUCCCACAUGACUAACAGACAAACAUGCAUGCAUGUGUAUGCAUUAUAUGCGCAGUAUACAUACAUACUUAAUUUAAGAUUAACAUUAAUGUAGAUUUGUAUGUGAUAGUUCAAAAUUUUUUUCAUAGUUAUUAGAGAAACAAAGCUCACCUCACCUCACAUCUAUACCUACCUUCAUACCCACCCAGCCGUGUGAUGGGUGGGGGGUCACAAACAUGUAGGUAUAAUUAUAAUACCUACAUGUUUGUGACAUUCUCACCUACUUAAUUACUGUGCGGAAUAUAUCGAGAUAUCCACUACACAAGCUACGCUGGCAAGACAUUAAACAGGUAGGUUAAUAGCUGCAUUCAUUGAGGUUUUUGAGGAAAAUUAAUCAUUCAGAGGAAAAUAUUCGACAAGAAGGAGCAUGUUAAGUUUGUCCAAAGAUACCCCGAUCUCCACCAUGGAUCGCAUUUGCAUAGUUCUUUGCCCGGUAUCUCUUUAUAAGCCAAUAAACGAUAGUGGAUUAUAAUUGCCUUACUCCUUUCAAAGUUAUCGUGCUUUCCACUUUAUAUACUUUAUGGGGUCAUAGAUCACAUCCUAUGGUGGAGGGUACUAUAAAAAUCUCAUAACUAAUAGCUGCAUUACCACUCAUCGUUGGGCGUUUGCUUUGUGAGAUAAAAAUCUUAUUUGGUAAUUUAUUUCAAUGUACGUGUUUGGAGUUUUUAUUUGGUUUGUUCUUUAAUUGAAUUUUGGAAAUAAUUUCGAGCGGUUCGGUGAAAAAUUUGUUUCUGUAAUGCUUUAGCAAAUGCUACAAGUCAAAUUAAAGGAUAUUUCCGUAUCUAUCCUUUUUGAACGGAUUACAAGAAGAAAAGCUUUACGCUCGAAAAAAAUUUUUGUAGUUACGGCAAAACCUGCCUUUUACUUUGGGUUGUGAUCGUCAAAUUUUCUGCAGUAAUACUUUUGUAAAAGCCAACUGAAUUUAACAUGAUUAACCGAUCAGGUAGCAUUGCAAAUUGGAGUGUACAUUUUCCCUGACGAAGGCUACGACCCUACAAAAAAAAUUGUUUUUGCUUUCCUAUUUUACAUAGAUUUUAACUUCUCAUCAGAAAUAGUUUAUAGAUUUUCAGAUCGUUAGAACAGAUGAUAUAUUCAAUACCAUUUCCUUGCAUUGUUUUUAAUUUAAAUAAAUAUACCAAAAUCUCAUUUUGUUUAUAGAACAAACAUUUUAUUGAAGUAAAAUCGGAUCGAAUCUUAUGUAACUCUCCCCAUGAAUGGCAUUUGUUAUGUUCUUUGCACUAAUGUAUUUUUAAACUGAAAUACAAAGUUCAUUUAAGCUCAUUGGAUGCUCUCAGCAAGUCAAAUCUAGGCAUCUGGUUUUAUGGGUUGGAAGACAUUACAGAAGCCUUUGUCCACAAGUUUACCUAAUCGGUUAAUAUAUACGCCUUCUGGGGGCUGAAAAAGUCAAAUGGAAAAAUCGGUUUGGAUAUGGCUCAUUUGCCAUUCCCCUAGCUAUGCUAAUGUUGACGUCCGACAACGUUAAGUAGAGGUGGUAGCAUGCUCAAAUUAUCAAUGGAAACCGUAAGCAGCUGAGCCGUAAGCAGCUUUCUGUCAACGAGAACGAAAAUUGGCGCGAACUAGUACCAUACACAGAAUCAGAGUUGCACAAAUCACUGAUUUUGGCAAAUAGUGCAGUCAAUAUUUUGUUGUUGGACAACUGCCACUACCUGUAACUGAAUAUAUCUUGGUAGCAAGACUGUUAAAGACAAACAAAUCACCACAACGUGACAGUAUGAGUUGUAAAAAUUUAACAAUAACAUUAUUGUUUUUAAUGUAGGGCUCUAUUUUAAAUUUAUUUGUUUGUUAUCGUAGUUUUUUAUUACCGCUAUUCACAAAACUUAAUGUGCUUAUUUCGUUAUGUGAAUAAGUCCGUUUAUCUUUAAACGUGUAUACAAUGUUGCCCCUGAGGAGACUCACCUGCAUACUGUCCUUUUUUAUUGGGUUUCUUGAAGUGGGUGGGUGCCUUUUCAAUUUGUUUCCCUUGCAUCUUAUUUUUUGUCUGAAUUUUAUUUCCAAGAUCAACCUCCAAAAUUGCUACCACACCAUGUAGCUACUAUGCAGGAAUUUUUGAUAUGUCUUUAAAAAACAGUUCAAUUGGAAGUAAGCAAUUUUUGAAAUUUACUACAAAUUGGGGUGCUUAAACUCCAUUUCGUUGCAAAUCGGCGGACUUUUUUAAUCGGAAACUGUGAAGGGUUUGAUGGAAGAAUAUGAGCAUGAAUGGAUCAUAGUAAAAAGAAUUAUUCAUCAUCAUUCACAACAACGAAUGCAGCUAAUUUAAAUGUUUACAUGAUUCCAAAGUAGCAACUAAUAUAAGUAAUACCACUAACUACCACAUAGUUAUCUAUACAAUUACCAAGGCUGAUGUUUUUCAAUUCUAAUUAAAAAAUUAUCGAAUUCCAAGAUUAAUAACACCGGUAAUCAACAUACUUAAUGUUGAUUUGAAAUAGGUUUAUUUGGCAGAUUUCCUUUAUAGAACUGUGAAAUAAAUCUUUAUUAAGACUGUAUUAUGUUUUGUGAAUAAGGCCGUUAAAUUAGGAAUAUAUGCAUGUUAUCUGAAGGUUCGUUAGGUAAUUUGCCAGUCAUGCGAAAAGAAAUGUGACUUACUCAGUAAAGUAUAACUUCACUGAAAAUUUAGCUUAACUAAAAAUUCUAGGAAGCAAAGGUCAUAUCUCCUUUCUAAUAAUACGUUUGUUGGUAAGCGUGUAAAAUAGAAAUCAUGUGAUGUCAUCAGUUAAUUGGAAUGACAAUACAAAAGGAAGAAGAAUGCAACAUAUCUAUUCAAUGAUUAAACGUUUUGGAAAACAAAAAAUAACAAUUAUGAACUUAGAGAAACAUUUGUUUAUAAAUCAAAUUAUCAUUUUUCAUAUUUGAUUUCUGAGUGAGUUUUGAUCAACGUUAAAAUUCAAAGCAUUUAGUGGGAAAACGUUUUAUUUGCCCGUAAGCUAGCGAAGAAAGAAAGAAAAGUCUUGGCAUUCAAAUAAUACCUUGAAGAGACAUUUACACCUUUCAGCUUAUAUGUUGCAGAUUCAGAAUAUGUAAAUGAAUUCCUUGAUAUACUCUGUCAAAUGUUUCGCCCAACAAUAUCUCUUCUCAAAAUUACAAAAUCGCUAAGAUAAGCAAUAAAAUUGAUGCGACAAUUGUAAAAAUACCUUUUAAAUGCAUAGUUUUAUUCACCACAAUUUUCAAUUGCAUACUGAGAGUAAGUCAUUUUUCUGCGCAAUGGAAAUAUCUAAAAAUGAUCAAUGAGCUGAAUAAACCCGAAAAUACCAUCUUAUAGGCCAAUGUUAUUAAAUUGAAUUGAAAAAUAUCAGCCGUCACAAUAUAUAUGUAGCUACCUGUGGAUAUAAUAGCACCAACAAAAGUAUUUUGCCAUACCCGUCCUACGAAGUCCUUUAUAAAUAUUGUGUUUCUCUAUUGGCUAUGAUAAAAUAUCAAAAAUUGGACAACAAAAAUAUAAAUAUUGCUUAAAAAUCUUAAAAAAUUUUAACGAAAUACUCGGACAUUAAAGUAACAUAUUUAAAUUCAAAAUUUUUAAGAAAUUAUUCAAAAUUAAUUUAAUAUUAUUAUUAAGCAGCAAGAAUGCUAACGAUUGGUGCUAUUUAUUUAAAAACAAAUGCAUGUAUGUAUGUACAAAAGUAAAUCAUUCAUUUAUUUAUAAAGUCGAAAAUGCUUAAUUGAAUAACGUUUAACUGAAAGCACCGCAAUUUACUCUACGUAAAUAAAAUACAAAUUAUGUUCAAUAAUGUCAACUCCGUUUAAAGAUCAAAUUUUAUGGUAAAAAUUUUUGCAUUCCACUUAUCCGAACUUCUGCUAAUUGAAAAUAUAUUUACUUAUCCGAACUUUGGUUAAAUAAAGGUUACAUAUUUCAAACUUAGCAUUACUUCAAGCUGAUUCGACUGCAACUACACAUUUUCAUUUAUACAUUCAUGUAUUGUAUGUUAUUCAUAAAAUGUUGUGAACAAUUUCAUGUAGAUAGGCCUAAACGAUACACUCACGUUGUACGUUCGGUGUAUUCACAAAAUAGGAAUUAUAUAAUUUUUUUUUUGGUUUGUUCCGAUUGUAUCGAUUGUGACAAACAAUCUUUUUUUUGCCAGUACUUACGUUUAUGUUGUAGAUAAGUGUAGCAUGUAGUUUUCUCUUUUGUGUUUCUAAUGUUUAAGUCCAACAGACAAUAUACCUACAUAUGCAUAAAACGCAAUGUAUGUGUCUUAAUAAGCAACUUGUACUCGUACAAUACUACCAGCAAGUUCCGAAACAUUGUUGUAAAAAGUGUAAAGAUUUACGAUAAAAACGACGUAACCAAAGUAAUCCAUACAAA